Cylindrotheca closterium is the source of this 444-nucleotide messenger RNA. The record is from the annotation of a GenBank genome assembly. Lineage: Eukaryota; Bacillariophyta; Bacillariophyceae; Bacillariales; Bacillariaceae.
AUGGAUGCCGAAAAAGUUGCCGAACUCCGAAAGAAGCGUCAAUUCCGCAAAUUCACCUUUCGUGGAAUUGAGUUGGAAGCUCUUCUAGACUUGACAAAUGAUGAAUUGAUGGACAUUGUUACUUGCCGUGCCCGUCGCCGCAUGUCCCGUGGUCUCAAGAGAAAGCCCAUGGCAUUGAUCAAGAGAUUGAGACAAGCCAAGAAGGAGGCCCCACCAGGCGAAAAGCCCCGUGGUAUCAAGACCCACCUCCGAAACAUGAUCAUUGUUCCAGAAAUGAUUGGAUCAAUUGUCGGUAUCUACAACGGAAAGAUGUUCUGUGGUGUUGAAAUGAAGCCAGAGAUGGUUGGUAUGUACUUGGGUGAAUUCGCCGUCACGUACAAGCCAGUCAGACACGGACGUCCUGGUGUCUCUGCUGCCCACCAAACAAGAUUCAUUCCUCUUUAA